Messenger RNA from Nerophis lumbriciformis (worm pipefish), 3043 nucleotides. It is a transcript of the gene strap, whose product is annotated as serine/threonine kinase receptor associated protein. Gene Ontology annotation, cellular component: SMN complex. Gene Ontology annotation, molecular function: RNA binding; protein binding. NCBI's taxonomy places the organism in Eukaryota, Metazoa, Chordata, Actinopteri, Syngnathiformes, Syngnathidae. The record is from RefSeq and is a predicted model, not a curated record. Gene Ontology annotation, biological process: spliceosomal snRNP assembly.
AAAUCCUUCUGUGACUGGAGGAACACGGGGUAGAUCACCCCCACAGCAGAUGGAACACAUUGCACGUUGCUAGUUAGUUGCUAUGUUGUAGCUAUUAGCACGGUAGCCAUUCCUUUGCUGGGGAGGGAGACUCGCCGUUUAAAGUUAGACACAAAAUUACGCCUUUCAUUUUCAUCUGUGUAUACCAAAAACAGCAAAUUGUAGCUCCUGUACAACGGAUAUCGCCGGGCAAACUUAGAGCGUGUCUUUUCCAUUCGCCGUUAGCUUAGCCAGCUAGUUAGCCAGCGUUAGUGCUACCCGAGUGAGAAGCGUCACCCGGCCGGCUGGAGGACCAUGGCGAUGAGACAAACCCCACUCACCUGCUCUGGUCACACCCGGCCUGUGGUGGACUUGGCCUUUAGUGGAAUCACCCCCUAUGGCUACUUCCUCAUUAGCGCCUGCAAAGAUGGCAAGCCCAUGUUGCGCCAGGGAGACACAGGAGACUGGAUUGGAACGUUUCUGGGUCACAAAGGCGCUGUCUGGGGAGCCACUCUGAACACAGACGCCACCAAAGCAGCCACUGCUGCAGCCGAUUUCUCUGCAAAAGUGUGGGAUGCAGUGAGUGGCGAUGAAGUCCUCACACUGGCACACAAACACAUUGUCAAGAGUGUCACCUUUACUCAGGACAGCACCUGCCUGUUGACUGGAGGCAACGACAAGCUUCUGCGGAUUUAUGACCUCGGUAGCCCUGAUGCAGCACCACAGGAGAUUGCCGGUCAUACUUCAGCCAUCAAAAAGUCCUUGUGGUCUAACAACGACAAACAGAUCAUCUCGGCUGCAGAUGAUAAAUCCAUACGACUCUGGGACAGGACCUCCAUGGAGGUGGUGAAGACGCUGGCCUUUGAUGCGUCCGUGAGUAGCAUGGAGUACGUGGCUGACGGGGAGAUCCUUGUUAUCACGUACGGCAAGACCAUCGCAUUCUACAAUGCUCUCAGCCUGGACCUGAUCAAGGCAGUGGAGGCUCCAGCUCCCAUCAACUCGGCAUCCCUCCAUCCAGAUAAGGACUUUUUUGUUGCUGGUGGCGAGGACUUCAAGCUCUAUAAAUUUGACUACAGCACCAAGGAAGAGCUUGAAUCCUACAAAGGUCACUUUGGUCCUGUGCACACUGUUCGCUUCAGCCCCGAUGGCGAGCUGUACGCCAGCGGCUCUGAGGACGGCACUCUUCGUCUGUGGCAGACCGCAGUGGGGAAAACCUAUGGCCUCUGGAAAUGUGUUCUUCCUGAGGACCUUGGAGCAGAGAACACUGAGCAGAUUUAUACAACGCCCCCUGAGAUAAAAGUCUAAAAAGAUGAAAAAUUAUUUGGAAAAUGCACACAGAGGUUGCAAAAAAAAACAACAAAAAAAACAGAACGGUGGUCCAGGGUUGUGGGUUCAGGCCCCAGCAAGGAGCGGAGUCCAGAGCAUCUCCAUCUAUCAGGAACUGAUGUGGAUAUUAUGGCUGACUUGUCGGUCCCAGACGUGUGUGCACACACACGGUUUAUGCAGGCAUGUGGACAAGGAGGACUACAGAGUAAAGCAGUAGAGCUUAUUGGUUGUUUUGUUCAUGGCUGCCUGCUUUCUCUCUGAUAAGCCGAGUUGUGUAUGUCUCCUUAAACAUUUGUCCUUUUAGUUGAUAUCAUAUUUCAGUAUUUCAUAACCAGCUAAAGACCUUUUAUGUUCUCAGUUCAUGGUCACAAUAUUGCUAACUUUGUGAGGAACUUUUGGCUUUAAGAGUUUGCAGUAGCUGCACGCCUUAAGAGAAAAAAAAGUUAAUUGUACAAGUAAAAGAAUGUUUUGUGACAAAGUGGAAAGGGAAAGAAACAAAAUGUCACUUUUUCUUUGGGUUUGUUUAUGAUCCAGUGGUUAAAUAAAGAAAUGUGUUUUAUUUCAAGGUAAUGCACACAAUUUCAGUGUGGCUUUAUUUCAUGUUGUAGAUAGAAUAUUAAUAUAAUAAUUAAUAAUUUUUAUCUUUUUAAAUAAAUUGGCACUUUCAUCCCCACUUAGAAACAAAGACAACUUUUUACUCUUACUUUAUAAACUUCUUAAAUCGUUUCUUCUAAUCCAAUUAUUUAUUUUUGCCGGUGCUAAUCCAAUUAUUUAUUUUUGCCGGUGAAUCCUUGUUAAAUAAAUUCAACACUGUUAGAUCAUUGGUGUAUUUGAACAAUUGUCUAAAUAUGCUCAAAUAUGGUAUACAACACACCUAAAACCAUUAUAUUGAUAACUUUCAGAUUGAUUGUUUUGAAAAGACAAAUUCUCAUAGUGCUUUUGUCCAUAGUGCAUAUUCUAAAAAUAAACUAAAUUCAUUAUUAAUUGCAUAUUUUUAGAUAUACACCAGGCUUAAAAACUAUGAAACAUGUUGAACAAUACUGGAAAUUCCCACUCAAUACAAUAAUUUAAAAUGAUGCGGUAAUUCUCUGGGGACCUUAUGAAUUAUGUCCCUCAUAAGAACACUAAAGUAUAGUGAAAUGUAUAUUAUACUGCUUUGUACUUGACGUGAACUCUUAAGAGGACACAUUUUAGUUGUCAUGUGACCAUAACAAGAUGCCCCACAAUAACAGCAUGUCAGUUAACACUUCUUUUUUUUUUUUUUUACUAAAAAACCCAUUUUAAUGCUUUGAUGAGAUGUUGAAUAUUAAAAUGCAACUGUUGCUAUAUUUCUAAAAUAAAUUUAUAUGAAACAAGUUGGGAAAAUAUUGCUCUCAGGCUAAUUCUCGCCUUGCUAUGAAAAGUUACUUAUUUGCCAAAAUGCUUGUAAGAUAUAAAUUUCACUUUUUCAAUGCAAGAGUACAUUUGUGCUAACGGGAGCUCGGUGAACUACAAUGAUCUGGCGAGAGUCAGGUUACAUUUGUGGUAGGCCUACAUAAAACGAGUUAUUUUCAAAUGACUACUUUAUCAGCGUAAUAAACUGGUAUUUCAGGGUGGGGAAAUGACAAAGGUUUUGCGUGUUUUCCAGUGAUCUAGUGCAUUGUUCACGGUGCUUCACUCUUUUUUUUUUUUAACAUUGUUACAGCUUUGUUUCAAAAUU